Messenger RNA from Necator americanus (New World hookworm), 801 nucleotides. RefSeq lists its product as uncharacterized. The record is from RefSeq and is a predicted model, not a curated record. The transcript has a single exon. The coding region runs from base 1 to 801 and encodes 266 amino acids. NCBI's taxonomy places the organism in Eukaryota, Metazoa, Nematoda, Chromadorea, Rhabditida, Ancylostomatidae.
AUGCGAUUAGUAAAGACGCUUCCUACAACACCAUUGCUUCUGGCAUUACUAGCGCUUUUCAAUGCAUCAGUCGAAGCAGUUCCGACUCCAUUGCCUUCCGUUCGAGCACGCCGCUCUUCAAAAGGAGUUGAACUCACAUCGUUCAACGCCCAGAAGUAUGAGCUUUGCGCAGGAGAAUACUGCAUCGUUAAAGAGAAACCACCGAAAAAGGAAACGAUACAACUACCUCCAGAAAUCACCUUGCAGGACUACUUCAUUCAAUGGGAAAUCUGCGAUGGUCACCAAGUGACAGUCGUUGAAGCCACUUGCCCUCAAGUACCGUUCUGCGAGAACGUUCAGCACUGGUUCUGUACAGCUAACGUGCUGAACCCAAAAUGUUCACCUCGAGCAGCGAUUAUAGUAAUUGCGAUCGGCCUCUGCCUUACUAUUACACUGAUCUACGUUCUUUGUUACAUACCUAUAACGCUAGGCAUACCAUGCCAGAUUCUCUGCAAAAUUCUUGUUCUCUGCAUUGGAGCAGUACCGCGAUCAAUCUUCCAACUUUGGCUGCAUUUUCAACGGAGACGAGAAAGGAUUCGAACAAGAGCGAGAAAAGAAAUGUUCCUUCAUUCUCCGCUUUCUCUGGUAGUUCUCCUCUUGUGUGUCUCGGUGGCAGAAUCCUGUCAAAUCGUCGACAUCUUCCAGCUGAAAACUAACGUAUGCAUCCAGUCAGCUACUAACAAUGAGACUUGUACUAUCGAUACGACGCAGAUGCUAAAGAUGACCACCAUCCAACUGUUCCACAAGAACGAGGAACUGUGA